Molecule: messenger RNA, 1940 nt
Organism: Stegostoma tigrinum
Lineage: Eukaryota; Metazoa; Chordata; Chondrichthyes; Orectolobiformes; Stegostomatidae
Product: ral guanine nucleotide dissociation stimulator-like 1
Exons: 15
Coding region: 88-1581 (497 amino acids)
Biological process (GO): positive regulation of GTPase activity; Ras protein signal transduction
Cellular component (GO): plasma membrane
Molecular function (GO): guanyl-nucleotide exchange factor activity
Source: RefSeq, a predicted model, not a curated record
GGAGCGACAGUCAAGAAAAGCAUAGACUUCAACAGAUCAAGCUUUCUAGAAGAAUAUAAUUUCAGUCCUGCAGAAAAGGAAACACUAAUGAAAAUUGCUAUUCCUGAAAUUCUCGAAAUCUGGCUGGAGGAGUCUGCCGAAGACUUUCGUCAAGUUCCAACUUACUCUUGUCUCCGGAAGGUACUUUCCUACUUGAACCAAACAGUGCCAGGGUCAGAUGCUGAACAUCGGGCCCAGAAACUCCUGAGUCGGUUUUUGGCGGAGGAAACAGCGGAGAAAGAGAUGUUCAAAGGCUACCGUAGAAGAGUCAGAUUCUAUGUGGGAGAAGAACACGACCAAACCAUCGAACAAGUUGACGAAAAGCUCCUGUCCUACCCAUCACGCUUCAUUGCAGAGCAGCUGACUUUUAUGGAUGCUGAUCUUUUUCGGAAACUUGUGCCCAGCCAAUGUUUAGGGUCCAUCUGGUCUCAACGAGGGAAGGAAGAAAAACAGCAUCUGGUAUCAACCGUCCAGGCCACCAUGACACAGUUCAAUAAUGUUACAAAAUGUGUCACCAGCACCAUAUUAAGACCUCAACAGUUGAAACCAUGGCAGACGGCUAAAAUCAUUGAGAAAUGGAUUGAUGUUGCCCAGGAAUGUAGGACUUUGCAGAAUUUCUCGUCAGCGCAUGCAAUUACCACGGCAUUGCAAUCGAAUAGUGUGUUCAAUUUGAAGAAGACUUGGGCAGCCGUGUCAAAGAGCAGUAAGACAACAUUUGAAGACCUUUCAAACAAUGAAGAAGAUAACUUUAUAGCAAGUAGAGAGCUGCUAAUGGAGGAUAUCGUUCAGGGAAUUGUGCCGUACCUGGGAACUUUCUUAACAGAAUUUUCAGCGCUGGAUUCGGCUUUCCCGAAUUACCAUUCAAAUGGCUUGAUCAACUUUGACAAGAGACAAAAAGAAUAUGAAAUAAUUUUGGGUAUCAAAUCCCUGCAGUUUGCUUGCUCAUCUUACACCCUUCGUCCAAACGAGAAUUUUCUAGACUUGUUCUUUAUGCAACAAUACUUAAGUGAGGAUAGCGAGUACGUAACUGGUAUUGUAGGAGUGUGCAGCUCCUCUGAACUCGAGAAACCGCCAAAGCUCAAAAAGAGUGUGUUUAAACGCCUCAGCUGCCUGUUUUCAAAGAGAGGUGUUAAAAUACACAACACUCAAACUAAAAGCUCUGAGCAGCGAGCAUCCCUUCAGAAUGAGGAUUCAGACGACAGCAUUACCGCAGCCAGCAUUUUAUCCGAUUCCAGCCACUUGGAAAUGGAAGAGCCGAGCACUUCGCAAAAAGCGCCGGAAAAGCCAUUAAAAUCCGUGGAUCCUGCCUCCUCUGGAGGUUUAUCCAACAGUGGUGCAUCAGCAAAACCAAAUUAUGACACAGCCAAGUCUGGGAGGCGUGCAGGUUUGGGCAGCUGCUGGUGUGCAACACGUCGGAGGGACAACCGCCAGAAUGAGAAAAGCUGCCUCAUCCGAGUCAGAUUAGAGGAGGACAGAGCACAAGAAUUCAAAACUAUUUUGUGCUCAUACUUCCGGCCAAUGCCAUCCUGUAUUACGCAAUGAACAAGGAAGUGAGUCACGACUUCAUCCUGAGAUUCACCGAAAGAAGAUCUUCAUGUCUAUGCAAGUUUUAGCUGCAAUGUUCGAGCCUCCUUCCCAAUGUGAAUCAAUGAGCUCUGGUGAGGAAGGGCGUUAGAGAGCUCACCGCCCUGAUUUUUGAGAGGUCGUAUGUAUUUUAUUUCCUUCUCCUCCUGUAAAUCGCUUGGUGCUCGACAUAGGAUUCACUAAUUAGACAUUUACACAUAACCACUUUAAAAUUAAAAUGGUUCAACAUCGAGGCUAUGCCAACAAUACCAGCCACAGAUAGAAGAGAAAAUCAUCUGAGUUCUUUGUCUAAGUUUGUUUCUAAAAAUAGUGUUCAA